UACAAAUUGGGGUGCCAGGGAUACCUCGGUGCUUCUGGGAGUUCCUGCUGCAGGAGCUGGUGAUUCUCUGGGGGUGGGAAGCACAGUAAAUUCCCACAAUGACGGACCAGCAGGCAGAAGCCCGCGCCUUCCUCAGCGAGGAGAUGAUUGCGGAGUUCAAAGCCGCCUUUGACAUGUUUGAUGCUGAUGGCGGUGGAGACAUCAGCACCAAGGAGUUGGGGACGGUGAUGAGGAUGCUGGGCCAGAACCCCACCAAAGAAGAGUUGGACGCCAUCAUUGAGGAGGUGGAUGAGGAUGGCAGCGGUACCAUCGACUUCGAGGAGUUCUUGGUGAUGAUGGUGCGCCAGAUGAAAGAGGACGCCAAGGGCAAGUCUGAGGAGGAGUUGGCCAACUGCUUCCGUAUCUUCGACCGGAAUGCGGAUGGGUUCAUUGACAUUGAGGAGCUGGGUGAGAUCCUGAGGGCCACCGGGGAGCCCGUCACCGAUGAGGACAUAGAGGACAUGAUGAAGGACUCAGACAAGAACAACGAUGGCCGCAUCGACUUUGAUGAGUUCCUGAAGAUGAUGGAGGGUGUGCAGUAAGGGACCAGACAUUCCUCGGGCCAGCUGCUGCACCCAGCCCCACUCCCCCCCUGCCCAGGGAGCAGCAGCUCCACAGCACC
Empidonax traillii (willow flycatcher) is the source of this 661-nucleotide messenger RNA. It is a transcript of the gene TNNC2, whose product is annotated as troponin C2, fast skeletal type. Gene Ontology annotation, molecular function: calcium ion binding. Lineage: Eukaryota; Metazoa; Chordata; Aves; Passeriformes; Tyrannidae. Bases 99 to 581 code for a protein of 160 amino acids. The record is from RefSeq and is a predicted model, not a curated record. The transcript has 6 exons. Gene Ontology annotation, cellular component: myosin II complex.